GGCCUAGUCGCUUCAGGUCUUGCGCAGACUGGGGUACGCGACAAUAGUCUUCAAUGCUCUUUAAUCAGACGCGUCUUGUACGACCUCAUGCCCAGAGAGCCACCAUCGCAUCUCCAACUCUGACAACCCGCACCCGUCGAAUUUCUUGUCUGCCGUUUUGCAUGACGGCACGUACAUUCCAAUGCCUAUGUACGGCGAACAAGGGAAUAAAUUGGUCGGCCAUGCCAAGAGAACACAGAACCUGGCAAACCUGCCCCCAUACCAGACCGAGCUUGUCCGUGAGGUCGCCCGCGAAGUUCGUGAUCUAGAUCGCGAUGUCGCCAGUCUCCUUGAGCCUUUCCAAGGAUCAUUUGAUCCCAACGCCGACCAGGCCACAGCAUGCACACUCCUCGUCAACCACCUAUCAAUGAGGAGGAACAAGCGUUGCCUGCUCGCGUAUCACAAGACGAGGACGGACAAGCUUGAGGAACUGGUGUGGAGCGGUGCGGACGUGGUCGACCUGUCAGGACAGCAGCUUAGGGAAGCUGUUGGACCUGCUGGGGUCGCAACGCGCCCUGGCGACUCGGGGACCAGCAGUCUCAGCCCCCAGGAGGAGGACUAUGUGAGGCAAUUCGGUGAUCUGCUGGCGGCAUACAAGGGCCAGUGGACCGACAUCGACCUCACCGGCAGCCUCGAGCCUCCUCGCGACUUGUUCAUCGACGUGCGGGUGCUGAAAGACGCGGGCGAGAUUCAGACUGAAUAUGGUGCCAUCACGUUGACCAAGAACAGCCAGUUCUACGUCCGACAAGGAGAUGUGGAGCGACUCAUCGCUCAGGGCUACCUCCAGAAACUGGGGUAGAGCGCAAGACAACGAUAUGACGAGUCGCUCGACGCAACAGAAGACGUUGCCUGGCCUGCACUCGUCUCCGUAUGGAUGAGUCUGCAGCCCAGACUGGCAGACACUGGCAGACAAGCGAAGCAGGUGGCAAGCAACGAAACCGGAGCUCGGCCACGAGCAAUGCUUUCUGAGAUGCUGUCAAAUCAGGUUGUCGCCUGCAUAAGCUCUCCUCUGCUGACUUUAUCCAGCAAUAGGGUCAAGAUGCGCGCGACCUGACGACAGUAUGAGGCGCGGGGCCCCGGCUCUUGCGACAAUCCUCAGGUCAUGCAGGCCAAAACCAGGGCAGCGUGACGACUGUUGCGGCGCGUCAUGUCCGGCAUCGCAGCAGAGUUGAAGCCGAGCUCAUGUGGUGUGGUCUCGGCCAGGGGAUUGGCUUUACAGGCAAUUUACAUGCAUGAGCAUGGGCCGUGCGGAGUGAGGGGGUUAAUGAACUGAUGGUUGUGUCACAGUCGCCUUGUGGUGCGCAUCGGCAAAACGUAUAAGCAGCAUGUGAGGGGAUAUGCACGAUGGGUUUCGUAGUCAAGAUCGUGACAAAGUUCCUGCAGGCAUGCCACUCGGGUGACUGGACGUUUGCCAAAACGAGAGCCGCCCAGGCCGUGGGGGAGCUGGGGAGGUACGGAGCAGCUAGGUAUUUCGGCUAGCAGAUCUGCUGCAGGUAAGGUGGGAAUGGGGGCCAAAUAUAGCUUGAGCUUGACAGGACCUGUUGUGUACCACAGUAGCCGGGUCGGCAAAAACUGCCUCGCCUGGGCUGUACGAG
Diaporthe batatas is the source of this 1634-nucleotide messenger RNA. RefSeq names its product DNA replication protein PSF1. NCBI's taxonomy places the organism in Eukaryota, Fungi, Ascomycota, Sordariomycetes, Diaporthales, Diaporthaceae. Gene Ontology annotation, cellular component: GINS complex. The transcript is spliced from 3 exons. The record is from RefSeq and is a predicted model, not a curated record. Gene Ontology annotation, biological process: DNA replication; DNA strand elongation involved in mitotic DNA replication. The coding region runs from base 182 to 838 and encodes 218 amino acids.